This is a messenger RNA of Melospiza georgiana, 3386 nucleotides long. RefSeq names its product mitochondrial calcium uptake family member 3 (gene MICU3). Gene Ontology annotation, biological process: calcium import into the mitochondrion; mitochondrial calcium ion homeostasis. The record is from RefSeq and is a predicted model, not a curated record. Gene Ontology annotation, cellular component: uniplex complex. Gene Ontology annotation, molecular function: calcium ion binding. The coding region runs from base 1 to 1542 and encodes 513 amino acids. The transcript has 14 exons. Lineage: Eukaryota; Metazoa; Chordata; Aves; Passeriformes; Passerellidae.
AUGGCCGCCCUGCGCUCCCUGCUGCGCUGGCGCCGCCGCCUGGGGCCCGCGCCCGGCGCUCCGCCGGCCCGGCGGCUCUGGGGCGGCGGGGCCGGGGCGGCCGGGCCGCGGCGGUGGCGGCGGGAGCUGGGCUGGGCGGCGGCGGGGGCGGCUCUCGCCGGGCUCGCGGGGUACCGGCUGUCCGAGCGGCGGCGGGAGCCCUCCCGGGAGCCGGCGGCCGCCGAGCCGGGCGGGGCCCGGGCGCUGCUCCCCAUCCCCGUGGCGGCCGCUGCCAAGGAGACGGCGACGAUUGCAGACAGCAGAUCAGACCUGGAAGAUUUGCACCUUUAUGCAACUCCGCGGGAGCAGCGGUUUCGUAGGUUUGCCAGUCUGGAAUUUGAAGGACAGCUGUACAUGACUCCCCACGACUUCAUCCAGGCUGUUACCAGUGAUGAACCCAAACAUGCUAAAAAGUGGCGAUCACUGUCAAAGCAGGAACUGAAUCAGAUCCUUAUGGAGACACCACCAGUUUGGAAAGGAUCAUCCAAACUUUUCCGUAAUCUUAAUGAGAAAGGUGUGAUAUCUUACACAGAAUAUUUAUUCCUCUUAUGUAUUUUAACAAAGCCACAUGCAGGUUUUCGAAUUGCUUUCAACAUGUUCGAUACUGAUGGCAAUGAAAUGGUGGACAAAAAGGAAUUCUUAGUGCUCCAAGAAAUCUUCAGGAAAAAAAAUGAGAAGAGAGAAAAAAGAGGAGAUGAAGAAAAACGUGCAAUGCUGCGUCUUCAACUUUAUGGAUAUCAUACUCCUACUAACAGUGUUCUUAAAACAGAAGGAGAGGACCUUGUCCCCAGGAGCUAUUGGGAUACUUUGAGGCGUAGCACAAGCCAAGCGCUCUUUUCAGACCUUGCGGAGCGUGCUGAUGAUUAUACAAGUUCACUGUCAGAUACUACACUGCUGGUACACUUUUUUGGCAAGAAAGGAAAAGCAGAACUGAACUUUGAAGAUUUUUAUAGAUUUAUGGAUAACCUGCAAACUGAGGUUCUAGAGAUAGAAUUCCUUUCCUACUCUAACGGGAUGAACACCAUCAGUGAGGAAGACUUUGCCCAUAUUCUCUUGAGGUAUACAAAUGUGGAAAAUACAUCAAGUUACCUAGAAAACAUGCGUGGCAGUAUUCCUGAAGAAAAGGGUAUCACAUUUGAAGAAUUUAGAUCAUUUUUUCAAUUCUUGAACAAUCUAGAAGACUUCACAAUUGCAAUGCAAAUGUAUAAUUUUGCAAGUCGUUCCAUAGGUCAAGAUGAAUUCAAGCGUGCUGUGUAUGUAGCCACAGGUGUGAAACUCUCGCCACAUUUGGUGAACACUGUGUUCAAGAUUUUUGAUGUCGACAGAGACGACCAGUUGAGCUAUAAAGAAUUUAUUGGCAUUAUGAAGGACAGACUCAAUCGAGGGUUUAGGGAGACUCCGAAGUAUGGUUGGAAGGAAUAUUACUCUUGUGUGAUGACUGUAACCAGUGAGCAUCUCAGAGAUCUGUGGAAGCAAUUUCGGAGACGAGAUAUGCUGAGAUAAAGGAAGAAAGCAGGAUUAUCUGCACUGGCUAAAAUUAUUUAUUCCCAUGAAUUCCUAACGAAGAACAAACUAACCCAGGUGAAUGGCGAAUCUCCCAGUUGCAGUAGAAAACACAGAACUUCUUUUCCACUUAGUGUAGUGAUCAUCGACUCUUAAAACUGCUUUUCAGUAUGGAUUUCAUUUAAUUGAUGAAUUAACUAUGCCAUGUGAGUGGGCAAAGCCUUCCUUUGUAAGAACACCUUUUGAAUAUUAUUUUUUAUUAUUUUGAGAUAAAUUUGUGAUUUAAAAGGAAACAAAAAUAAGUCUUACACCUGGGCAGGAAGAUGUUUGGCAGUGAAGAGAAACCGCCUGCAUCAGCUUAGACUGUGAAUUCACUUUCAGAUGAGCACUGUUAAAAGUUUGUGCUAAACUGAAAAUGAGACUACAUUAAGUAGCUUAACAAUUACACGUGAGUUGAAUGGACAAAUUGAAGUCUUAGAGGCUGUUAUUUUACAAGGAGUAAGCUGUUAUGGUUAUAAUGUGAAUGAUAGGUAUUUACCUAGGAAAAGUACUGUAUGAACUGCAAUGUUCAGAUUCUUCAAGUCUUAUGUUUAUGAAUUUAUCCUUUAAAAAAUAGUACAGAUUUUAAGAUGUCUUACAAGCAGUUUGUCAAAGACAAGUCAAAAUGUUCAAAUUCAUGUAGCACACACUUUGUAAUAUUUAUUAUAAAUUUUAUUGCCAUACACUGGUAUGUUUCAGGUAGAGUACAAAUUCAUGUGUUUAUUGUGAAUAGUGCACUUUUAAUGAAGUGGCACUGAAUAGAAGCUAUAGUUGUCUAAUUUGCUACUCUGGAAUGCUGUAUCUGAAAACUAGAUAAAUAGCUUGUGUUUGUGUCAAAGCAAAAACAAAACAAAACAUGAAUGCAUGCACAGUACAGAACAACACUAAGUAGUAUUAUUUGAAUAUUACUUGUUUGCUAUUCAGCAGCAGCAUAUUUCCUUACUCCCUAUUAACAUUAUUGUUAGGUAGUAGGAAUUAAAUCCUAGAACAAAUAUUUUUUACACCCUUCUUGAAGAGAUUUACUGGAUAUUGAAUAAAUCUGUAUCUGUUUAGGAAAAGACUGUGGCAUGAAAUGAUUCCAGCUGAGUACGCACACACUUGAGCUAAUGUCAACAAAUUGUCAUCAGAUGCAGAAAUAUUUGGUAAUCAGACAAUCAAAACAGAACUAAAAUAAUGCUUUUAGAUAUCUUACUACUCCAAAUCAUGAAAUAAAACUUUUUACAGUUUUAUUCAGUGCACAUGUUGCUCAAUUAUCAGCUUAAAUGUCAUGUGAAUAGAUGUAUGGUGUCUGUGUAACAGUGCACCUAAGUUUUGAAAUGCUUAAUUUAUAGUAACAUAUAUUUCUGGUAGAAAAAACAAAACAAAAUGAGAAGGAAGAUUUUUUUUAAGAAAUUCCACACUGAGAAUUGUAUAAAAUAAAAAAAAAAAAAAAUUGCUAAGUGUGGCUUUUAUCUGAAAAAAAAAAAAAAAAAAAAAUCAAAACCCAGGCCAGUUCAGAAAACUAUCAAAGGAUGAUACUUCAGUUAAUAUUUCAGUAUAAAUAAAUUCAAAAUUUCCACCUUGGUGUCCUUAAACUGUUGACAGCAAGAAAUAAAUCAAAUGAAUUGAGAUAAGUGUUCUUGAAUUGACAGAGCAGAACAGAGGUAAGCUGCAGUCCCUGAGUGAUCACCUGGGGAAUCAGCUGUAUUAUUCAGUGUAUUGUCUCGGUACGCAGAACUGUCUCACUGCUUCUUGUCAGCACGUGCAAAACCCAGUUUGCUACUUCAGUGGCAAAGGACAAAGAAGAGAGAAGAAAACAUUGGGAG